Molecule: messenger RNA, 2077 nt
Organism: Neodiprion virginianus
Lineage: Eukaryota; Metazoa; Arthropoda; Insecta; Hymenoptera; Diprionidae
Gene: CCT8
Product: T-complex protein 1 subunit theta
Exons: 5
Coding region: 98-1738 (546 amino acids)
Biological process (GO): protein folding
Cellular component (GO): chaperonin-containing T-complex
Molecular function (GO): ATP binding; ATP-dependent protein folding chaperone; ATP hydrolysis activity
Source: RefSeq, a predicted model, not a curated record
GGCACGAGCAGGCACGAGGUGUAGGACGACAGCGACAGACGACGAUCUACGCUUUGUGAAUUGGUGUAAGUUGUUAGUGAAAAAUUGCGUCGAAAAAAUGGCUCUGCACGUUCCACAAGCGCCCGGAGUGGCUCAGAUGCUUAAGGAUGGAGCUCGCUAUUUUUCAGGUUUGGAAGAAGCUGUUUAUAGGAAUAUAUCUGCCUGUAAACAAUUUGCGCAAACGGUCCGUACCGCCUAUGGGCCAAAUGGCAUGAAUAAAAUGGUGAUAAACCACAUUGAAAAGUUGUUUGUCACAAGCGAUGCUGCUACUAUUAUUAAAGAGCUGGAAGUCGAGCAUCCGGCUGCAAAGUUAAUGGUCUUGGCCUCGGAAAUGCAGGAAGCAGAAGUAGGCGACGGAACAAACUUUGUCAUUAUCUUUGCUGGGGCCUUGCUUGAAGCAGCUGAGGAACUUCUCCGCCUGGGUGUAACAACAUCGGAAAUAGUUGAGGGUUACGAGGUUGCAUUAGAAAAGGCACUAGAGAUCUUGGGGUCGCUAGUUGUUUACAAAGUCGAAGAUUAUCGCGACAGUGCUCAGGUACAGAAGAGUAUAAGAGCGGCAAUAAUGAGUAAGCAGCUAGGGAAUGAGGAUUUUCUCACUUCUCUCAUCAGCAAGGCAUGUAUAUCCAUUAUACCGGAAAAAACAACAUUCAACGUGGACAACGUUCGUGUGUGCAAGAUAUUAGGCGCAGGUCUGAACUCCUCCCAGGUCGUGCAGGGGAUGGUUUUCAGAAGGCAGGUAGAGGGUGACGUAACAAAGAAACUGCGUGCGAAAAUUGCGGUAUACACUUGCGCCAUAGAUAUUAUACAAACAGAGACAAAAGGAACUGUGCUUAUCAAGUCAGCUGACGAACUAAUGAAGUUCUCACGAGGUGAGGAAUCGCUUCUGGAAAAUCAGAUUAAGGCUAUAGCCGAUUCAGGAGCCGAAGUUGUUGUUUCGGGAGGGAAAUUCGGAGAUAUGGCUCUUCAUUAUAUAAACAAAUACAAUCUGAUGGCUGUACGACUGCCGAGCAAGUUUGAUCUUCGUCGUUUGUGUAAAGCAGUUGGAGCAACAGCUCUCUCCAAACUGACUCCACCUUGCAAGGAAGAACUCGGAUAUGCAGAUACAGUUCACAUGGACGAGUUAGGGGAUACAGCAGUUGUUGUGUUCAGGCUAGAUGGGAAUGAAAGUCGCAUAAGUACAGUAGUCGUUCGUGGAUCAACAGACAAUUAUAUGGAUGACAUCGAGCGUGCGAUAGAUGAUGGAGUAAACACGUUCAAGGGAUUGACAAAGGACGGACGAUUUGUGGCGGGUGCUGGAGCAGUUGAGGUUGAGUUGGCAACCCAGGUUGCCGCUCAUGCCGACACACUUCCCGGUUUAGAACAGUACGCUGUAAGAAAAUUUGCUUCCGCUUUGGAGACAUUCCCAAAGACACUUGCUGAGAACAGUGGUAAUCGGGCAUCUGAACUGCUGUCGAAACUGUAUGCAGCUCAUAAGGAAGGAAAACGUAACUACGGCUUCAACAUUGAAGGCGAUGGGCCUGUGCUCAUAGAUGCCGUUAAUGCUGGGAUACUGGAUCUUUAUGUAGCAAAACAGUGGGCGUUGAAGUACGCUGUUGGAGCGGCAUGCACCAUUCUGAAAAUUGAUCAGAUUAUCAUGGCUAAGCGUGCCGGAGGUCCGAAACCUCGCGCUGGUGGUCAUAAUAGUGAUGAUGAAGAUUAAAGAUUUUCAUAACCUCACGAUACAGUGUUCAGGGUAAUUUUUUCAUACCUAUACCCAAAUAUGUUCAGUGCGAUGAACAUAGGAGGAUCGAGGAAAAACUUAUUACACUUACCUUGUUGGUAUUGCCUCUAACUUGCAAAUCUGAUGAGAAAACCAGGGAAGCUUUAUUAUUUUACUUCAAGUUAUGGGAGAUAAUGUGUGCCCUUGUAAUACCGCAAAUAAUGUGAUGAAAUAUUAGCUUUUGCCAUUUUCUACUUUUGUCACAGCAAGACACACGCAAACACAUUCACAUUAGCUUGAUUAUUAAGAUGUAUCGAAAUAUAAAUUUAACAAAUUUGA